Messenger RNA from Triticum urartu, 1176 nucleotides. RefSeq lists its product as uncharacterized. NCBI's taxonomy places the organism in Eukaryota, Viridiplantae, Streptophyta, Magnoliopsida, Poales, Poaceae. The record is from RefSeq and is a predicted model, not a curated record.
CCUCUUUUUUCUGCUUUGUUUUUCUCCUCGCUUUUGUCCAUGGCGAUCGACGCCAAGCUGUCCGGCUGCCUCCCGCUGCCACAUCGCCAUUGCUAGCUAAUUAAACUACGCAGCAGAGCCAGAGUGGUAGCUAGCUGUGGCCACAAGUUCAGCGAGGGAGCUGCUGCUGCUGUCCUACCCCCCUGAGCUGCAGCACACUAAUCAUUUGCUUGUCCUUUUCCAUGCAUCACCCACCAUCAACUUGCCACCCCCUCCCAUUCCUCCCUCGAUCAUAUACUCACACCGUCUCCAUUGAUCUCCCACCCCACCCCCCUCUCACCACCUGACCCGCACGCAGAGCGGUCCAAGAACCCCCACCUCUCUCUACCUCUCUCAUGGGGAACAAGCCGGCGUGCAUGUCGCUGGCGCCGGCGGCGGGCGCGGCGUCGGCGUCGAGCGGCGGGGGAUGCAAGGUGAUCCACGCGGACGGGCGGGUGACGCGGCUGGCGCGGCCGGUGCGGGCGUCGGAGCUCAUGCUGGACCACCCGGGCAAGUUCGUGUGCGACGCCUGCCGCCUCGCCGUCGGCUGCCGCGUGCCGGGCGUCGCCGCCGACGAGCUCCUCCAGCCGCGCCGCUCAUACUUCCUCCUCCCCAUGGACAUGCUCUACUCCGUGCUCACCGACGACGAGAUGGCCGCGCUCGCCGCCGCCUCCCACGGCGCCGCCACGGCCGCCACCGCCGCGUGGCGGAGGAUCGUGGUCACCACCACCAGACGGCGACGGGGCGGGAACAACAGCAGCGGCGGACGCGGCGCCUCUUCCAGGCAGAGCAAUGGCGACGCCGGCAGGGUGUUCCCGGUCGUCGGCCUGCUGCAGCUCCAGGACGCCCCCGCCGGGCACCCCACGAUUGGCGUCAAGUCGAGCGGCGCCACCGUCGGGCUGAGGCGGCUCCGGUCGUGGCGGCCGGUGCUGGACACCAUCGAGGAGGCGCCGUGACGCGACGCGGCGGCCGGCACGAUCGGCCGGUUGGUGCGGCUACGCUAGUGUUAGGCAGCUAGCUUGAGCUGGCUCUCGAGUGUACAUGAUCGAAUUAGCUUCUUCUACUAGCUUCUUUUUCUCCAUUUCUUUUUUCUCUUUUCUGUAAAGUGCUCUACAUUCUUUUGGCCUUUGUCAAAUUGACAAAUCGUUUUCCCAUCCA